AUGCUUCGCAUGAGCACGUUCGACAUGUUCGCGCCGUCUCAGAACGUGCUGCCGAUCCAGGCCAGCUUCGGCAUGACGAUCCCGCAGGUCCCGACAACGUCGAUGAUCAUCCCGACGGUCAUGGAGUGCCCUGAGAUGAACGACACGAUGGGCCCGAUCCUUGCGAUCAAGCGCACGUACCAGCCUAGUGUAUUACGACGAAAGCGCAAGUUCGGCUUCCGUGUGCGCAAGGCGUCGCUCGGCGGCCGCAAGGUCCUCAACAACCGCUUUCUGAAGGGCCGCAAGCGCCUGUCUCUCUAA
Messenger RNA from Saprolegnia parasitica CBS 223.65, 300 nucleotides. RefSeq lists its product as hypothetical. Gene Ontology annotation, cellular component: ribosome; mitochondrial large ribosomal subunit. Bases 1 to 300 code for a protein of 99 amino acids. Gene Ontology annotation, molecular function: structural constituent of ribosome. Gene Ontology annotation, biological process: translation. The transcript has 2 exons. Lineage: Eukaryota; Oomycota; Saprolegniomycetes; Saprolegniales; Saprolegniaceae. The record is from RefSeq and is a predicted model, not a curated record.